AGUCUUUUUCGUUUUCAAUCGAGACGCACAGAUGCGAAUCACAUCAGAAAAUGUCGGAUCGCUCCAGCUCGCCAAGCGAUUUCGAGACAACUCUGGGCGUGUGAAUUCGCUUUGCCUGGCACCCAGCGGAGAGCUCUGCGUGACGAGCAGCGACGACGACAGCAUCCACAUUUACGACUGCGUGCAGGGAAAAGUCAAGUCCAAGCUGUACAGCAAAAAGUACGGGUGCGACCUCAUCCACUUUGCACACGGCGCCAAGUCGGUCUUGCAUGCGUCCAACAAGGUUGAUAACACCAUCCGAUAUCUGUCAUUGCAUGACAACAAGUAUUUGCGGUAUUUCAUUGGUCAUACUCAAAGAGUCGUCUCGCUCGCUACCUCGCCAUCAGAAGAUCUGUUUAUGACUGGUUCCUACGACGGCACAGCUCGGUUGUGGGAUUUGCGAUCGAACAACACACAGGGCCUUCUACAUACAUCCGGCGCACCUAUCGUAUCGUUUGACCCUGAGGGUGUCUUGUUUGCUGCAGGCAUCGAGUCGUCAAUGAUCAAGCUCUACGAUUUGCGCACUUUCGAUCGUGGACCAUUCAGCACGUUCAACAUUCAGCACCACGGCGAAUGGAUUGACAUCCAGUUUAGCAAUGACGGCAAGCUGUUGCUUGUUUCGACGCGGCCUGGAUCGCUCUUGUUAGUCGAUGCCUACACUGGCGAUCUCAAGUCUGUGCUUGCCAACACUGGAAAUGGUGCGGCUCUUCUCAAGGGCUGCUUUUCCCCCGAUGGCCAGUUUGUAUUUUGUGGCGGCAUCGAUGGUUGUGUGUCGAUCUGGUCGAGCUCCACGGGACGCCUCCUGACACGACUCCAAGGACACACAGGCCCCGUUGAGUGCGUGGUCUUCAACCCCAAGUUAUUCUCUCUGGCCAGCGCAAGCAGCGAAGUGGGUCUCUGGCUUCCCGACGAUUCUGACAAGUAAUCAAGUGUUCCGGAGCUCGGCUUCAAUUCUGUCGUAGUCCGUUGGCUUGGAUUUCCACACAGCGAACUCGCCUCAAGUGAUUGGAUUGUCUGCGUAUUGGCUGACACUUGAAUAUGUCUCUUCAAUAAUCAAUGCGCUUUUUUGGGUGA
Molecule: messenger RNA, 1113 nt
Organism: Capsaspora owczarzaki ATCC 30864
Lineage: Eukaryota; Filasterea; Ministeriida; Capsasporidae
Exons: 8
Coding region: 32-964 (310 amino acids)
Cellular component (GO): Set1C/COMPASS complex
Molecular function (GO): protein binding; chromatin binding
Source: RefSeq, a predicted model, not a curated record